AUGCAGGCCUCAAAUUCUUCCAUCAUGAGCGACGAGGUUAGAGACGUCAAGAUUGGAAACAAAUCUUUCAGAUACCAAUCUGGCCGCGCCGAAAACCUGGCUCUACAUACAAUCUCGAAUAAAGGUGCUAAUCAACCUUCAACUGGAAGAUACGUUUAUUGGCGGCCCAUCGACACGCACAAACCUGUUGUUGUUUACGUUAUGGAGAAAGACAUAGCGAUGCGUCUUGAGACUGAAGGGGGAGUCAAGGAAGAGCAUCUAGAUUUCCCAGUUCCUUAUGAAUCGCAAAAGCUUCGCCUCGGCUUAGAAAAUGGAACCAUUCUCCGUCCUAACGUUUCGUUCUAUAAAACCGAGUAUGAGCAGGUGCAACAAAAGCGAGGAAUCGAAGACAAGCGCAGUUCCCACGGCAGUAAAGUUGUAUCCUUGAUCGCCGGCCAAAAGUUUGGUGCCGCUCGUGAGUGUGAAAUCUUUGUUGUUGGCCGCAAGGAGGCUGGAGCAACUGCCACAGAAGCUUUGCAGAUCAAUGAAGAGAGGCAGGAAAAAAGCAAGGUUGAUGAAAAGGUGAAAGAGAAGUCGGAGAAGACCCAGUCGGAGAGGGGUUCGGAGUCCUCGAAGGUCAUUUACGACUGGACAGAGGGGCUCGAUCAAGUUCGCAAGCAAUUCCUCAGCGAAAAGAAGAGAAAGCCGGAGUUGAGUGGUAUCAUGAACAUAUCCGUUGGGUUCAUGACCACAAAGGAGCGACGAAAGGCUCUCUCGUCUGUUCUUGAAGCCGGCAUUAUUGUGGUAGCUGCCGCUGGGAACGACAAUUUGAUGGAUCUUCCAGAGAGCAUGGAAGAUAAGAGAGUCAUCGUCAUAGGCGGCCUAGACCGUCAUGGUAAACGCUGGGUCGAGGAUGAAACUGAAGGCUCCAACUAUGGGAAGCGUGUUGAUUACUGGAUACAAGCUCAACUGAAGUCCUCUGGCGGUGCGACGGAGCCUGUCGAUGUGGAAGGCACAAGCUUUUCUACCCCGAUUGCGGUCGGUGUGAUUGCUCGUAUGCUCUCAUCAGGCCAAGCCAGUACAGGUCAAGAGGUUCGAGUACUUCUGGAUCAGUGGGCUCAAUUGGAGGGUGGUGUUAAGCACCUGAGAAAUGGUCCUGGACUUUAG
Messenger RNA from Colletotrichum tamarilloi, 1146 nucleotides. RefSeq names its product oryzin. The record is from RefSeq and is a predicted model, not a curated record. Lineage: Eukaryota; Fungi; Ascomycota; Sordariomycetes; Glomerellales; Glomerellaceae. Gene Ontology annotation, molecular function: serine-type endopeptidase activity. The transcript has 5 exons. Gene Ontology annotation, biological process: proteolysis. Bases 1 to 1146 code for a protein of 381 amino acids.